Photinus pyralis (common eastern firefly) is the source of this 1698-nucleotide messenger RNA. Its product is annotated as beclin 1-associated autophagy-related key regulator-like. The transcript has 7 exons. NCBI's taxonomy places the organism in Eukaryota, Metazoa, Arthropoda, Insecta, Coleoptera, Lampyridae. The coding region runs from base 160 to 1566 and encodes 468 amino acids. The record is from RefSeq and is a predicted model, not a curated record. Gene Ontology annotation, biological process: autophagosome assembly; cellular response to starvation; mitophagy. Gene Ontology annotation, cellular component: mitochondria-associated endoplasmic reticulum membrane contact site; extrinsic component of omegasome membrane; extrinsic component of phagophore assembly site membrane.
AUGUUAUUGUUUUCUGAAGCGGGGGCGAAAGCAGCACAUAAAAUUGACAGAACAUUUUCGAAACUGUAAGGCUUUAAAUGGUGUCGCUGUAUUUACAAAUUUACAGUUUUGAAUAUUGGAGGUAAAGGUAAAGCUAUUUGGAAUGACAAAAAAUUAGACAUGGCGACUAGCAGUUCAGACGAAAGUCUAACAGCUCCAAAAGAUUUCCAUCUGUCUUCCUCCCUGGACAGUGGCAGUCGAAAUAGUCCCAUUCCUCAGAAGUGCCCGUUGUGUUGGAACUUUAGAAAAAAGUUUUACUGCAGGGAGUGCAUUUAUAAUGGCGAAUUUUGCCAUUCAAACUCCACUGAAAGGUACAUCGACAAAAAAUUACGACUACGUGAGAUAGUAGCCGCCAAAAAGUCCUACGAAAACACCUGCCUACCUUUGCUGGAAAAAAGGCAAGACUUAGAUGAAUUGUCUUCUUCAAUAAGACAUAAGCGGGAGUGGAUAAGGAUUCUUCAAAAUGCCGUUAAAGAGAAGAAAGAGAGGCAGGUUCUUCUUAAGAAUGAGCUAAUCGAUAUACGUCACAAAAAUGAAAAAAUGUCUAAGAGUCUACCAAAGUAUGAAGAAAAAGUCGAAGAGCUGGGUUGUUACGUUGAAGGCAAGGAGGAGAAGAUCAAAAAGGCAAAGAUGGAGUUGGAAAAGAAACAGCGCGAUUUAAAACAACUUACUCGAGUACGGAUCAAGCAGCUGAUUGAAUAUAUUUUUCCAAUAACCUUAGUACAGCCAAAAAUUGAAAUUGAAUCGAGCUCAUCCGAUAUGGUUAGUGCGUUGGCAGAAGCAACUCAUACAACGUAUAUAAGUGAUCGGUGGGUGUAUACGGAUAACUCCGGUGAACUUCAGCACUGCAUAGUUGCACCUACCUUACCAGGUACCGGUAACUACUCAGCGUACAAUGUGUGGGUGGUGCAAAAUAAGGAUUCUGUACCAAGUAGUCAUAGCACAACUGCCGUCGAGCAUAAUUCAGCAUACAACAUCAGUGCUGCUCUUACGUACACGGCCCAACUGGUCAAUGUUCUUGCCUUCUAUUUAGAUAUAAGAUUGCUUCACAAAAUGUCAUAUAGUGAUCUUUGCGGUAGCGAUAUGAAGGAGCAAACGUUUGCGCGACGAGUUGCACGUUUAAACGCAAACAUUCUUCAAUUAUGUUUUUCCCAAAGCACUAAUUUGGAGUCGCUACAUUCUGCACAUACACUUCAUAAUAUCAUGCAACUCAUUGAUCCGAGUCUCAGCGAUUUAGGAAGAAAAGGUCCUGUGGAGGUAGAUGCCCAAAUGGCUAAUAGUUUAGAAGAGCAGUUAACUCCCGAUUUGUAUACUAGUGAAACUUCUGACUCGGAAGAGUGUGAUGCACUACCCAAUGAAUGGGAAGCAGUGCCCCACGUACAAUGCCCGGAAGUUCCAGCCGGUGCCGUUAUCGCACCAACCACGCAAAUGACUACUACCCAGCAAGCGAGCAGCAUGGCUGGUGGUUUAGUUGUUAGUGCAGCAGCGAGUAUUGCGUCAAUAUGGAGAGGAUGGACAGGAAGGUAGUACUGCUACAACUUAGUGUUCAUUUUUCAAGUUGUGUUUGGUUAAAUGCGAAGCAUUGAAUUUAUCAUAAUAUUUCGAUGCGAUUUUUACAUACCGAUGACACAAAUAAAAUCUUCAAACAAUAGCUAAUGA